Molecule: messenger RNA, 1553 nt
Organism: Lotus japonicus
Lineage: Eukaryota; Viridiplantae; Streptophyta; Magnoliopsida; Fabales; Fabaceae
Product: caffeoylshikimate esterase-like
Exons: 9
Coding region: 166-1326 (386 amino acids)
Cellular component (GO): membrane
Molecular function (GO): lipase activity
Source: RefSeq, a predicted model, not a curated record
UCACUUUCUUAUCAGUCAUUGAGUUCAUGGUUUUUUUGUUACACUGACUUGGACCAUGAUGAUACUAGCCAUAUUUGGCGAGUCAAAAGCGUGUGCUGACAACAACAUAGCCUUGUGACAACCUUAAACUGUUGCAGUCAAUGAUCUUUUUCACCAUCAACCACCAUGGAGCUAUCGUUGACCCUCAGAUCACAAUCACAGUGUCUUUCUUUUUCUUCUCCAUUUCCACGCACAAUACCCAUUUCACCAAAACUCAACAAACCCACCUCACUCACGGUGAGGGCCAAGAAAAAACCAUCAUCCAUUGAAGGUGUCAGCGAUGAGUUGAACGCCAUCGCUUCUCAGAACCUGGACUUCGCACCCUCCCGGAGAAGGGUCCGAGAAGCCUUCACUGAGGUGCAUCAGCAACUUGAUCAUUACUUAUUCAAGAAUGCUCCUGCUGGGAUCAGAACUGAAGAAUGGUACGAAAGGAAUUCGAGGGGGUUGGAAAUUUUCUGCAAAAGCUGGAUGCCAGAGCCUGGAGUUCCUAUCAAGGGGGCUUUGUGUUUCUGCCAUGGGUAUGGGGGUACUUGCACUUUCUUCUUUGAAGGUAUUGCCAAGCAAUUUGCUGCUUCUGGAUAUGGUGUUUAUGCUAUGGACUUUCCCGGUUUUGGUCUAUCUGAAGGAUUGCAUGGUUACAUACCGAAUUUCGAUGAUUUGGUCGAUGACGUUAUAGAACAAUAUACAAAAAUUAAGGCAAGGCCUGAGGUGAGAGAGUUACCUCGAUUUAUAAUGGGGCAGUCAAUGGGGGGAGCAAUUGCUCUUAAAGUUCAUUUGAAGGAACCAAGUGAUUGGGAUGGAGUUAUCCUUGUAGCACCAAUGUGUAAAAUUGCAGAUGAAAUGCUACCAUCAACUACAACUUUGAAGGUAUUAAAUCUUUUGUCUAAAGUGACACCAAAGGCAAAACUCUUCCCAUACAAAGAUCUAAAUGAGUUCAUUUUCCGGGAACCUGGCAAGAGAAAAUUGGCCGUUUACAAUGUUAUUUCUUAUGAUGAUAAAACGCGAUUGAAAACUGGGAUGGAACUCUUAAGUGCCACACAAGAUAUUGAGUCACAAUUACAGAAGGUUUCAGCUCCAUUAUUGAUUCUUCAUGGAGCAGAAGAUAAGGUGACAGACCCAUUAGUGAGCCAAUUUCUAUAUGAGAAAGCGUCUAGCAAGGAUAAGACACUGAAGAUUUAUGAAGAAGGUUACCAUGGCAUUAUGGAAGGGGAACCUGAUGAUAGAAUUUUUGCUGUACAUAAUGACAUUAUCUCAUGGCUUGAUUUUAGGUGCUUGUUAAUUAAUUAAGUUGAGGUUCAUGUUAUGAUAUAACGGUUCCUUCACUAAAGUUACCUCACAGGAAUGGCAACUAGCUAUGUUGUCUUCUAUUAUGGUUGUUAGAUGUAAUUGUAAAUGUGAAAUUUAGCAUUAAACAUUACCAUAGGCUUAUUAUAUUUUCUAACUGGGUGUAAUGUGAUCCUGCCUAGUGCCCUUUGUUGUGAGCCAUAUCAGCAAUAAAGUUUCAUUACUCAAUA